Saccharomyces mikatae IFO 1815 is the source of this 906-nucleotide messenger RNA. It is a transcript of the gene UIP4, whose product is annotated as Uip4p. The coding region runs from base 1 to 906 and encodes 301 amino acids. Lineage: Eukaryota; Fungi; Ascomycota; Saccharomycetes; Saccharomycetales; Saccharomycetaceae. The transcript has a single exon. The record is from RefSeq and is a predicted model, not a curated record.
AUGGUCACCAUUGUAUUUCCUCAUCCUGCGGAAGACUUUCCAGAUUUGAAGAUCGCUGGCGAAUUUACCGAUUGGAAAGGUGUGCCCAUGAGUAUUAAUGCCGAAACUGGACAAUGGGAAUAUAAAAUCGAUGAAUCUUCUAUAGCCAAACAUAAUGAUAAGGAUAAGGUACAUUUCAAGUUUAUAGAUCACAAUGGUAACUGGUUUGCCGAUGAUGAGUAUGCGAAGGAGAUUGACGAGCAUAGCAAUGAGAAUAAUGUUGCCACUUUAGAGACCCAUGAUUAUGAGGGAAGCGUAAACACAAAUAGUAAGGAGGGUGUCGAAUCUGCGCAAGAAGCAAACAAUGAUGGAUUAGGGUUGUAUUAUGAAGGUCCUGAGACUCCAACUCCGUCCUUAAAAGGCAACACGACAAUUGCUUCUUCUAAAGCAGGAAGUUCACAAAUCGAACAGGCACCAAAAGAAGAAGCUGUCAGAAACGGAAGGAAACUCGAUCAUACUCCACUCAAGGAAGCUGCAGCAGAAGAAGAUUUUAAGACGGAGAAAGAGCUUUCUCCAUUCUUUCCAGAACAACAAGAGGAGAACAAGCGGGACGAAGAGUUAGAUAAUCUUUCUGAAGGUAAUGAUAACACAAGGGUUAAUGAAGAUACAGACGUAACUGAUUCGAAUGAAUCGGAACAUGAGAUUGAUGGUUCCGACACUGAAAAUACUGAUAUAUCCGAACAAGAAGAAAUACAUAAAUCAGAUAAGCUGGUCACUCAAGGUGCUAAUUCAAUUGUUAAAAAGGACGACAGUAAUACUGAGGAUUAUGAAAGUGUCUUGGAAAAGCUUCUUGGAGCGUUAGGACGUUUCUUCGGAUCAUGGUUCUCUUGGUUGACAACGAAAAUGUCAGGUACAGAGGCAGCUUAA